AUGGCCAUCAGUAUCUAUAGAGUAAUAGCAGUUAAUUUUUCCCGCUUAUCGACCCAUCUGUUUCACAGUGUCGCAGAUUCACUCCUAACCUAUCUGUACACUGGUCAAGUGCAGAUCUCCGAAACAAAUGUGAUGGGCUUACUUCUGCUCUCAAGAAUGAUGUCUCUGCCUCAACUAGAGACGUGGGCAACCACCUUCAUGACAAGCAAGUAAAUACCUUCCGGAUAGUCCAUGUGUAUCACUGUCACUUCAGGGUCAACGUGCAGAAUCUGCCAGCGAGAUUAUAUUUGGCUGAAUCCUUCGGUAUUCAACCACUACUGGGAGUCUGCAUUCAAGUAAUUCGGACGCACUUUCAAAGUGUGCUGUACUCUGACCUGCUCCCUCACAUGUCUGCUGACACACUGCUUGCUCUCCUUCACAUUGAUGAGCUGUCAGUUGAGUCAGAAGAGCAGGCAUUUGAAGCUGUUUCGCGUUGGGUCAGUCCGCAUGGAGAAAUAGAUGAACAGAGGCUAAAAUCUCACGUCCCGGAGAUGCUGAAAGAGGUUCGAUUGCAUCGAACGGACAUCCAUUUCCGUAAACGCUUGUUGAAGUACCAUCCGAUAUUUCAAAGCAAUGCGGAGUGCCUGUAAGUUGGCGUUGUAUCUCAUGCCACUAUUGAUUCAAGAAAACUGUUCGCUGAAACCGAGCAGUGGAUAGGAAAUGCUGCCGCCCUUGAGAACUGCCAGUGUCCCUUUAACCAAAGCGACCGAAUCCCCCAGCAGCCUCUGUUUUUCUUUGUUUUUGGAGUGGAUCAGAAUGAAGAUACAUGGUCUGUCCUGCGUUAUGACUGUAAACUAGAGACUCAAGAACGCGUCGCAUCCAUGGAGCCGCACUAUGGCACCUCCUUCGUGACCUUGGGGGGUGAGUGAACCAAUGUUGACGUCUUUUUCGUGCUUCUUUCUGUGACCGUCACCAACAGUGAGGUUUGUCAGUGUUCGGAGGGGGGCGCGGUGGUGACCUGGCCGUGAAUUUGUUUACAAUAAAAAGGCUUGUGCCACACCCACCUCACACCCCCCCCCCCAAUCCGUCUUGUCUCAUUGACAAGAUAACUGGAGAAGGUAGUUGACGCGGUGGCUGAUGAGAUUAAGCACCUUGUCUGUCCAUAUCGCGCGUGACCGGAUUCAAUGCCAAUUAGAUUGCAUUCAGCCAGCGGUCCUAACUCUCACACAAUUGAAGGCGUCAUAAAGAUCACAUCAGAAAGGAGCUACUGAGGUAUGCACGAACCUUUGUGAGGCUGGAAGCAGUCGGUGGAUUGGUGCGGGCCUACGUCUAGCGCGUGUACGUCAAUAGUAAGGGGUGCAUGCAGAUUUAUUGCAUCUGGACUAAUGCAUGCCAUGAACCAGUGUGACUGCCAUGUUGGUCUAACGUAACCGUGGCCCAGGCCGAUACGGGAAUGGAGGUGAUGAGUUGCUACAAUGGUCGAUGGAGGCCAGUGGGUCCUGUGAGUUGACUGUUUGAUCUAAUGGCCUCUCGGGUCGUCUGCAGUCGACGUCACCAGUGGUCUCAUGAGGCCUAUCACACACACACAAACUGGCUGUUCGAUUGGGGUGACGGGCGUCUCCUCACACCCACGGAAGGGGUCACGAGUUGAACUUCGCACCCACGAAGAUAAUCACCCGCGCCAGAAGCAAGAUAAUCUGCGAAUUGAUUCAAGCCGAGCUUCUGACGAGUACUCAGUCAAUCGGUGUAUCGAUUUUGCCCUGCGCACUCACCUCCAGACCGGCGUCACCGACCGCUGAUUGGCCCAUACCCCCCUCCCCCCCAUAAAUGUUGCUUGUUCUGCUGUUGCUCCCACCAUUACACGAAUUCGAAAGCGCAGACGAAUAAAGAAAUGGUUCUGGCGAUUGAACAGCCUUCUUCCUUAAAGGACCGCUCGAUCUUGGCAUUGCAUUCAAUUCUUGAUACUGGACAGAAAUUCUGUUGGCCAGAAUGCUAGACAGGUCGAAAACAUGUCUCAGGACUCCCGUCAGAUUGUCGCCCGCCCGUGCAUCUGUUUUCAUGCGGUCACGAGUACCACAGAGGCUUAAGCGAGUCGGCCAUUUCGCGACUUGCUAUCGUAAGCGUAGUGCUUUGACAUUGAACUAUUACUGUCUGAUAAACAGUUACAUUUUUACUAAUGCCCUUGAUGUGAUGACUGGCGUUAAUUCGUGAUUUGAGGUACUCUCAAGACUUAUCAGACUGCCGAGCACACUAUAAGUUUUCGAUUUCCUUAUUUCUCUGCACUAGUCGAAUUGAAAGAAACCAUCCCAUUUGCACCCGGUUUCUUAAAUUUUGCCAAACAUUCUCCAUACUCCGCGAUCGUCGCCGACGUCGAUGUGGAACUUGAGAGCCGACGCCACUAACCUGCGCCUUAUAAUAGAAACGGGGACUAAUGAUCGUGACCGUUGCUGACCGAGAAACCGCCCGCCGACCUAGUGGUCCGCUUUGGUCGAAGACAAACAGAUGAAGUCUACAGUAGCGUUCUUUUGCCACCCCCUGUUGUCCUUCACGUUGUCUUCAUCAAAGCAGAAAUCUAUUUCGUCUCUCACUUGUUUAUAUUGCAACUUUAUGCUCCCACCGACAGAACGGAUCUUCGCCGUAGGCGGACAGACUGACGGACUAACUGGCUCAACGCGCGUCGAUGAGUUCAUAGUGAGCGAGCGCCGUUGGCAGUCACGGGCUCCCCUCGCCGUCCGUCGCAAAAACCAUGCAGCCACCGCCGUCACCCUAGACCUGGACGGCGAUGACGUUGGUCAGCAGAGGUUAAUGCUUGUCUGCGGUGGAUGCUUCAAGGAAGGACGGGAAUGGCACCGCCUCUGUAGUUGUGAGGCCUACGACCCGGCCCAAGACAGGUAAGAGACAGUCUCUUUUCCUACUGCUACAGCCAUCGCACCCUGUCUUGUCACACCCUUUUUUGCCCGCAGGUGGUACCGGCUGCCCGAUCUGCGUGAAACAAGGGACGGACCAGCGGCUGUUUGCCUGCCCGAUGACAAUCGGGUCUUUGUUUUCGGCGGCCAGACUGCCUCCAUCGUUCAUACUUCUGUGGAGUACUGUCGUCUGCGCGUGGACUGGCGGGAGACGACUUGUACUGCCAGGACGGAGGACUUCUGGGUAUCCGCUGCCCCAAUGCCAACUGCGCGUUCCUUCCUUGCAGCAGCACCGUUUAGGGGGCGGAUAAUUGUCGCUGGAGGAUGGGACUUUCAAAGAAAUAUGAACGUUGUGGAAGUGUUUUCGCCCCCAGACGCCAACUCUCCGCACGGUGAAUGGACGGUAGUUGCCGCGAUGGAACAACCUCGGGACGUUUUUACUAUCCUUACCUCUGCCAGCGCGGUAUUUGCGCUUGGUAAGCCAAGUGGUCUCCGCGGGUUUUGGCUGUUGUCCUCACUUUCUAACCAUGCCCUGUUUGGUUUCAUUCCUCUUACGUGCUCUGAUACCUAACCAGUCUUGCUACCAGUUGUAACUACUCAAAAUUGCAUUAUUUAUUUAAGCAGUGAUGCCUAGACGGUAUCAAGUUGCGAACAGCUCGUACUACAGGUGGCCUAGUGCCAGAUUCUAGGGGAUACCUAUUACCGUGUCCUUUCUUUAGUCCCAACAUCAACCAGUCGCUAUUCGGUCUGACGUUCGAGAAGGUUGUAUCCUGUCGCCUAUUUUGUUUAACUACGCUAACGAGUGGAUUCGCGGGAGGGCCCUACACGAAGAUGACGGCGUUGAGUUCAAACCCGGAUGCCGGAUGACUGGUCUCGACUGCGCCGAUGAUAUCGCCUUCAAGUUUUGGUGAUCUACGGUCUACGGGUGAACGAGGUAGCUACAUCUGUUAGUUCCUCCAUAAUCUUUAGGAAAACCAAAGUGUCUCAAGCUGCAGCCCUGAACAGGAGAAGGGGCCUCUCGAAAUUUAUGGCUGUCAACUUGGAGAAGUAGGGAGUUUUGAAUACCUCAGGGCGAGAGUAUUGCCAAAUAGGCAGAGUGAGGACGACAGUGUUUCCCGAAUUGAUGCUGACCGCCGGGCUUUCUCCAGCCUUAGAAAAUGCCUCUCGGUCCGACGCGUCAUCUCCUUCGCCACUAAAAUUCGCGUGUACCGUACAUCUGUCUGGUCUAUCCUUUUCGACAGUUGUGAAUGCAGGGCUGUGCGCGUGGGUGACGAUCGUAGCCGUACCAAGCACAAGUAAGCACGUAAGGUAAGUAAAUGAAAACAUUUCCAGGGAAUCAGCUGACGAGGUGUGGCUAAGGAAGAGAUGGAGUGCGAGUUGACCCUCGGGCCCUGAUUUUCCGAGAAACCGAGUUGGGGAUUCGGAUUUCAGACAGGUAGACCGCCACGUUGUAAUGAAGACUCGGAGCACCAGGGUCCAGUUAAGCUCACGCAUCCCAGCGAUAAGAAACAAAGACAAACCCAGAUGAGUCAGAAGUCCUGUCGGCACGCUAACAGUUCAAGGAUUCCAGGCCAGCCUUGGGCAUUUCUGCAUGUAACGUUUACUAUCGGAUUUUCUACCAGGGUUUCGGAAAGGUCACACAUUUCAGCGAUAACAGAAACACAUGCGGUUCGUUGUGUUCUUCGUCACCGUAUGUGUCGGAACGGAGAAAGAAAGCGCUUCCACUUUAAAGCUGACAUUUUUGGCGAGGAAAUUUCUUGGCAUCAUUCAUGCCCGCCAAUGGUCUCAUUGUCUGAAACGUUGUUCUUCGUCAAAAUUAACUUAUUGCAGUGGACGGGUGGUAUUGUCAUUGGCUGGGCUGAGGCAUAAAUGCAGAAAUAGCUUCAGAUCAGCGCUUCCAGAGGAAACGGAAUCCACAUCGGGUAUGGCGGACCAGUCGUUGUUCAGAGCAUACCAAAAUAGAAACCACCUAACGAAUUCCAGUAUUUUAUUUGCGGUCACCCGCGAUAGCCUAUUUUUCAAGGCACUUCUUGCAGAGCCGGACUUGGGCGGGCAAUGCAUAGAAAAUCCCCUCUAGGAAGCUUGUUCUCCUCCAGCCGUUAAGUUCUGCGAAAUCUACACACGUUGGAAGAGUCGAAUUUAUUGUAGAGGGGGAUUCUGAGCUUCUGCACUCUAACGACCUGAAACAAAAAACAAGGCCCGACUAUAGUAAGUUUUGCUCUUUUAUUUUAACGUCACUAAGUGGUUCUUGUUUGUGUUCGCUUAGUCAUCGAACUUCAGUGGAAUUUAACUGAUUUUCCUUCAGGCAGCGACGAAGGGCCAGAAAACACAGUUGAACAGUUUGUUGCACCGGCAAAUUCGGUUGAUUCUGACACAACGUUCGCCUCUUGGGUUUGGUCUUCCAAGGGUCAAAUGAAAAACCUCAAGGAGAUCGUUGGAGCUGUGGCUGUUCGAAUCUAA
This is a messenger RNA of Spirometra erinaceieuropaei, 5345 nucleotides long. The record is from the annotation of a GenBank genome assembly. Lineage: Eukaryota; Metazoa; Platyhelminthes; Cestoda; Diphyllobothriidea; Diphyllobothriidae.